AUGGUCUACGACCCUGAUGAUGCUACAGGCGAGUAUAUCAAAAUCAGUGAAUCCACUGCAAUUAAAAGCUUGAAAAGAUUUUGUCGAGCUAUCGUAGAGAUUUUCAUUGAGUUAUAUCUUAGAUCACCUAAUGCUAAUGAUAUUGUAAGACUCUUUCACAUUAGAGAACAAUGUAGCUUUCUAGUAAUGUUAGGAAAUUGGACUGUAUGCAUUGGAAGUGGAAAAAUUGUCCCACAGCAUAUGAUGGGCAAUAUAGAGGAAGGCACCAACAAUGACAUAAAUGUUUUGGAGUCUUCUAAUUUGCUCUCCAACCUAGUACAAGGUAUUACUCCUCCUGCUCAUUACAUCAUUCAAGGAAAUGAGCACCAUAUGAAAUAUUAUUUUGCUGAUAACAUAUAUCCAAAAUGGUCUACUAUUGUACAAACUAUGCAUCAACCACGAACUCCGAAGAAAAAAUAUUUUGCAAUGAGACAAGAGACAUGCAGAAAAGACAUCGAGAGGGCAUUUGGUGUCCUACAAUCUCGUUUUGCAAUUGUGGCAGGACCAAUACGGUUUUAG
Messenger RNA from Dioscorea cayenensis subsp. rotundata (Guinea yam), 558 nucleotides. RefSeq lists its product as uncharacterized. Lineage: Eukaryota; Viridiplantae; Streptophyta; Magnoliopsida; Dioscoreales; Dioscoreaceae. The transcript has 2 exons. The record is from RefSeq and is a predicted model, not a curated record. Bases 1 to 558 code for a protein of 185 amino acids.